Suillus fuscotomentosus is the source of this 1444-nucleotide messenger RNA. RefSeq names its product thioredoxin-like protein. Bases 214 to 1197 code for a protein of 327 amino acids. The record is from RefSeq and is a predicted model, not a curated record. The transcript has 4 exons. NCBI's taxonomy places the organism in Eukaryota, Fungi, Basidiomycota, Agaricomycetes, Boletales, Suillaceae.
AUGGAAAUGACAAUUUUUUGGAGAAUGUUUUUGGUCUAGCAUGAGCGCUGUGUAUGCUUGAUGACUGGAAAAUCUGAUCAGCCAGAUCUAGGAUCUGAGAUCCGAAGAUGACUAGAUGACUAGAUGACUCCACACCCCACAGCACUUGUCAACCAUUUGUUCCCUUUGGCGCAUCAUCUCAUCGUAAUUACUAGCAACCUGACUAAUUAAACAAUGGACGCCGACAUCGAGCACCUAGUCCUCUCAGGCAAGCUCUUCGGCACAAACUCCCGCUCCUCCUCUCCCGAACGCAGCCCCUCCCCAACCCUCUCCUUCGCAUCCGCAUCCUCCGACUCCUCCCACCGCCACAUCCACAACCACGACCGCGAUGCCACGGCGCAAGCACAACAAGAGUCCAUCGGUAUGGGGCCCGGGCGCACAGGCGUAAAAGGCGUCAUCCGCGAUCAACACGAAGCAGCUGCGCUCCAAGCUUCACGGCGCGCACGCGAAAUGGAAGAAGUGCGGAGACGCAUGGAGAGGGCUGAUCUCGGUGGGAAAACGUUCUUAGAGGAGGAAGCGGAGAAAGACGCGCUGGAUCCUGAGAAGCGGACGAAUGUGCUUGGGAUGCCCAAGACGGGGCGGUUUGGGCAUCUCAGGGAGGUCGGCCGUGGGGGGUUCGUGAGCGCUGUGGAGAGGGAGGAUAGAGGUGUUUGGGUUGUUGUGCAUUUGUAUGAGUCGUCGUUGGAUCGGUGUUAUGCGCUUGAUGAGGUGUUGGCGAGGCUUGCGAGGAUGUAUCCUGAGACGAAGUUUGUGCGUGCGCGGGCGGCUGCGCUUGGGUUUGCGUCGACUGCGUUGUCGUCGUCGUCGACUCGGGUGCGGUCCAAGGUGAAUGGGAUGCCUGGGCGGUUUGUUGAUGAUGAUGACGAGGAUCCGUAUGCUGAUGGGGCUGAUGAGAAGCCUUAUUAUGACGAGGAGGAGGAGGAUGAGGGGGGACAGGAAGAGGACGUCGACACCGACAUGCUACCAACAUUACUGGUCUACCGCGACGGUGAGCUCGUGCAUAAUUGGGUGCGCGUAGACUGGGAAGCAGGGCAGGCGGGUGUUGAGGAUUUGCUUGCAAGACGGAACGUCAUCUCAUCAUUCAGGUCGACUGGCAAUUGCGGUCUGCCAGAAGAUGACGUCGAUGAUCUGAUAUGGAGCGACGAAGACGAACGAUGACCCCGCGAAUCGGGGUUCUUCGUGUUCAAAAAUCAUGCCUGUCUUUGUGUCUUCCGACUUUGGUGGACCCAUUCUCUGGUAUUGAUAUUGGGUGCAUGUGGACAUUGUAACCUGAUACUUAGGAUGUGUUCUUGGAUUCCAUGUACUCAAUACUGUAGUCUAUUCUAGCGAUGUGCGGGCGCGGCUCGGGGACCCGGGCUUGGGCUUUGUAAAACCUCAGCUGAGGAGUGGCUGGACUUGUUCUUUC